GUUGUAUUCUACAUGACAAUGUUGGGAAAAGCACCGUGGCUAAAAACUUCGGGAAAAAUGGAAAAAGUAACAGGCGUAAAGAGUUUAUCCGUGCAUCCGCUGGCGAGAUAAGGAACAGCGACUAUGGAUCUGUAUUUUUUCUCCCUGAUGUGGUUUUCAAUCUGACUAUGGUGUCGAAGGAGGAAAAAGCGCAGAUUUUCUCGCAAUUCCAUUGAAAGUAUAUUUACCCAUGGAGAAAGGAGCAAGUCGGGAGUCAUGAGCACAGGUGUGAAGAAGCCUCCAUUAGCUCCCAAACCUAAACUCCCUGCUACCACCAAACCCUCUCCCCCGCCCAUCGCCCCCAAACCAGGUCUUCUUUCCCACUCUUCGGUCAUCUCCCAACCUUCCCCUGCUACUCUAAAGAGGACAAAACCGGUUGUUGCCCCCAAACCAUGCAUUCCCAAAUCCACAGCUUCACCUCCCCCUGUUUCACCCCCGCCACCCAGACCCAGUGAACUUAUCCUAUCUCCGGAACAACAGGAGGCUUUAGGUGAUAGCCUCUCUCUUCUCAACUCCAAAAAUGGGAUUUUAUCAGAAACUAACAAAUGUGAAUCAUAUUACAUCAUUCCCACCUGCUCCUGUGGGCUUGAGGACUGUUCACAGUGCCAGCGUCUGGAAAACGGAAGUACAACGGGGAUUGAGAGCGAUUUGCACAAAGAGCUGUUGCAGAAUGGGAUUUCUACGGCAGAAAACCGGGAGGAGGGAGUAGUUGUAAAGAAGGGUGAAGGUGGAGGGAUGAGCAAAAAGCCCAGGGAUAAACCUCAAAGACAGAGACACCUGGAUAGGAUAUCCCUAAACAAAGAGCCACAGAGGACAGAGGAGCAGAAGGAAAAAGCUUCAGAGACUAUAAAGCAUCAGGAAAGUACUGCUGCUGAGCCUGAUGUUUCAAAAGCUGAUGUACAGACGGAGGCUCAAAAGAUAGAUGUAACAGACUCUCAGUCAGCCUGUGAUGUUGCAGGCAGCAUCAUUGUCCCCUCAAGUAUCACUCCUCAUGAGUCUUCUGCAGAAUCCUUUCAGGUAGAAUACAGAGAGCCUAUCAGAAAUGCUUUUCCUACCAGGUUACUCCCUGAUCUGCAGGUCCCUGCAGCCCCCAGUAAGCCUCUCCCUGUCCCUCACCCACGUAAAUUUAAAAAGCCAGCCCUGGUGAGGCAGGAUGGCGUGGAGGGCAGCACCCAGGAUCAUGGGGCAGAGGAUCAAAAACAGGGGCUUGAGGGGAAACUGAGUCUAGCUGGUCUGUCUCUCAGUUCAGAGGGCGAGGAGCUCAAACAGGACACAUGUGAUGACACUUUAGCCCAAAAAGACUUGGAAGGUUUGGGAGAGGAUGAGAGCGACGCACCUGUCCCCCCUCCUCGACAGACCUCCCUCUCACCUCGCCUUCACAGAACAGUCCACGUGCCCUCUUCUCUGAACAAAAACACCUCCCACUCUUUAGUCCUGCUCUCACAUGCUGACUCAUUGAGCCACAAAAAUGAGGGCGAGCAGCACCGGGUGGAGGAGGACGAAGAGGACGGGUACGGCGACUUUGAGCGCUACCCGAUCACUCACAGCCUCCCCAAACAGAUCAAACUUGGCUGUCAUCCUCCUCUAGCAAACGCAAGGAAAGCCUUUUCUGCCGAGGAUCAGCAGUCACCGAGGGCGCCGCCCAGAAAACCUCAGAGACACAGCCUGCCAGCACCCCCUCCACCCUCCAUCUGCCCUCCUGCACCUCCACAUGCUAACACCCCCAUGAGGGAGCUGCCUGCGCCGCCUCAGGAGAAAACGGCCUGGCGCUUCACCCGACCUUGUGUGACCUUCUUCAACCGGCAGAUACCCACCAGGAGCAGCAUGCCGCCAAAGAGCCGAGCUCCGGCUCUGGGGGGCAAGCAGAGGGCGCAGUCCUUCUCUGCAGCUGACCUGGCAACCCGAGCCGACUCUCACAAAAGGAGCCUCUCUUUCCGGAAGCUGCUGGAGCUCAGGCUGUCUGUCAAGAUGCUGCCAAAGCUGCUGGCAAAGGGAGGUCAGUCCCUGGACUGUACCAGCGUGGAGUCAAAUAGGGCGGAAAAAAGCCUGGAGCGGCCCAAAAGCUGCAUAGGGGAGGCUGAUAUUUGCGGAGAUGGUGGAGAGGAAUCAGUAGAGUAUGAAAACGUUCCUCUGUAUGAGGAGAUUCCCGAGUACAUGAACCUGCCAUUUCACAGUGCGAGGCUGGGCUGGCCACAUGACCCUGAUACUGCUGAUUCAGACAUCUAUGAGGUGCAGGACCCCUAUCACAAAUACCAGGACCUUGAGUACGAGAGUGGCUGGCUGAGCCAGGACGUCCACUCCGAGGAGGAGGAGAUCCACAGUUCAGACGAAGAGGACAACAGCUCCACCUCCAGCAAGGAGCACCUAGACAAAACUCAAGAGGACGAGAUGAAGAGGAAGAAGGUGGUGCACAUCGCCCAGGAGAUUAUGAGCUCAGAGAAAGUAUUUGUUGAUGUCCUGAAGCUUCUUCACAUAGACUUUCGGGAUGCUGUUGCCAAGGCAACCCGUCAGAAUGGGAAGCCGGUGGUGGAUGAGCGGAUCCUCAGCCAGAUCCUGUAUUACCUGCCACAACUCUACCAGCUCAAUAGAGAUCUGCUGAGGGAGCUGGAGGAUAGAGUGGCACACUGGAGCGAUCACCAGAGGCUGUCGGACAUCUUUGUCCAGAAGGGUCCUUACCUAAAGAUGUACUCCACCUACAUCCGCCAGUUUGACAACAACGUGGCUCUGUUGGACGAACAGUGCAGGAAAAACACAGCGUUCGCCACUGUUGUCAAAGAGUUUGAGAUGAGUCCAAGAUGUGCCAGUCUGGCUCUAAAACACUACCUGCUGAAACCAGUGCAGAGAAUCCCUCAGUACCAGCUGCUGCUCACAGAUUAUCUGAAGAACCUCCCAGAGGACUCUGAGGAUUAUAAAGACACACAAGCUGCCCUCAGCAUAGUUAAGGAAGUGGCCAACCAUGCCAAUGAUAUUAUGAAACAAGGGGAUAACUUUCAGAAGCUGAUGCAGAUUCAGUACAGUCUCAACGGUCACCAUGAGAUCGUUCAGCCGGGCAGGGUGUUUCUGAAGGAGGGCACUCUGAUGAAGCUGUCCCGGAAAGUCAUGCAGCCUCGGAUGUUCUUUCUGUUCAAUGAUGCACUCAUGUACACAACUCCGGUCCAGUCCGGCCAGUAUAAACUCAACAGUGUCCUCUCUCUGGCCGGGAUGAAGGUGAGUAAACCCAGCCAGGAGGCCUAUCAGAACGAGCUGAACAUUGAAAGUGUCGAACGCUCUUUCAUCUUGUCUGCCAGCUCAGCUACAGAGAGAGACGAGUGGCUGGAGGCCAUCGCCAAGGCCAUAGACGACUACACUAAGAAGAAAAUAACAUUCAUAUCGAGUCGAAGUCAGGAGGAGGCGGAGUGUGUCGUUGACAGCGGGGCCCCGUUAGGUUCAAAGGCUCCCAUCUGGAUUCCAGACCUGAGGGCCACCAUGUGCAUGAUCUGUACCUGCGAGUUCACCCUCACCUGGAGGAGGCAUCACUGUCGCGCCUGUGGGAAGGUGGUGUGUCAGGCAUGCUCUGCCAAUAAGUACUACCUGGAGUACUUGAAGAACCAGCCAGCACGUGUCUGUGAUCACUGCUUUGCUAAGCUGCAGGAGAAUAGUGACCGCUGUGCUUCCACAUCAGUUUCUCCUAUCAAAUCUGGAGCUUUCUCCUUCACUAGAAAACAGAAAAAGAUUCCUGCUGCACUAAAAGAGGUUUCCGCCAACACUGAGAACUCCUCCAUGAGCGGCUACUUAAACAGGUCAAAAGGCAACAAGAAGCAGUGGAAGAGGCUGUGGUUUGUCAUUAAGAAUAAAGUCCUGUACACCUACGCUGCCAGUGAGGACGUUGCAGCGCUGGAGAGUCAGCCCUUGCUCGGUUUUUUCCUGAGGGAGGAGAAGAACGGGCCGGCUCAGAAGCUGCAGUUUAAGCUGUAUCACAAAAAUACCCUGUUUUAUAUCUUUAAAGCCGACGACAUCCCCACUGCACAGAGAUGGAUCGAAGCCUUCCAAGAGGCAAUGAUUCUUGAACAGUAAUUUGGUUUCACAGCAGUGAAGUCAUAUCACAGCCCCGGAGCCAGUUGAUAGACAACUUACGACCCCUGAUUGAUCUCAGGUCAAGGGUCACCAGCUCAGGAAGGACUCCGGAUGGACUGUUUACUCUAAACAGAAACCCACUACAGAGCGCCACAUACUGUAUGUUCCCCCUCAAAGAAAUGGAUUCUGUUUCUCUAAACAUAGUUUCUACCAACAGCUACUGAUGCUCAGCAGUGCUGGUUGAGGUUACCGUUAACAGUUUGUUGCAGCUGUGGGUCAAAGGUCAAGUCCAGAAGCAUGUGUGUGGAAGUGAGACAGAACAGUUGUCAGUAACAUUUAAAGCCCUCGGAAAUCCUAGGAAGUCUGGAAAUUAUUUUGAACUGCAAACGGAUGAAGUUAUUACUUUUUGUGCGAAACAAAAUAUACAAACCUGUCUGUCUUCAUUCAGCAUGUUGAUAUUGGCGACACUCAGAAAUUCUAAACCUACUGUGUCAUUUUGUUUAAAAGAGAUGUAAGCGACAUUCCCUGCCCGCUAAAUGUCUCACUAGUGCACCAGCAUCUCAGACCAAAACAAAUAGGCGCUACUGCCCACCAGACUCCAUUGAGAAAAAUCAUCAUGAAACACACUUCAUUCAAACUCAACAGGAACAACAUAAAAUUCACCCAAGCUGUCUUUGGGAGGCUUUCCACUGUUCCACCAAUCACCAACUCUGGUUUGGUCAAAGUAAACCCUUAAUUCACCGAAAUGUUCUGGCUCUACGCCUCAGCUGGCAGCCGGGAAACGGGCUGCAAAAGCUGCAGAGAACAAAUGCGCCUGCCAAAGUACGUCCACUGAAAGUGUUUGUUUUUUCCCAGUGACAGCCUCAGAUUAUUAUUCUAAGUGCCUGACAACAUUAUGUGAAGGAUCCUGACAGAGAUGGACUUUUGUUAACAGUAAGAUCCUUUAUUUUGCUCUCACUAGCCCCCAGACUCCAUUGGGGGGGGUUGUUGUAACAUUAAAGCUACUUCAUUAAAGCUGAACAGAAACCGUAAAACUCAACAAAACCGUCUUGGUUAGUGUUUCCACUGUUCCAACCAUCACCAACUCUGGUUUGAUCGAAAUAAACCGUUAAUUCAAAGAAUUAGAUCAGAAAAGAAACAACCGUUGUAUCGCUCUCCUGAGAGCCAACAGUUUUACCGAGAAGGACUCACGUGCGCACGUGACCGGAUCAGCGACCGAAACAAAGAACAGGGAAGCUCGGAUGACAACAGACAUUAUCCUCUGCUUAGGACCCCAUUACUCCACUAUAUCUUUACAUAGCAAAUAGUAGUUUGCUGCUAUAUUAAUGUUCAGAAAUGGCAACGGCAAAAUCUAAAGAUAGAAUUUAAAAUGUCUGUUUAAGAGUUUAAUGAUUAACAAGGUGGGAUUUUACUGUGAAAAUCCGGCUUCUAUAAUGAAAGAGGAAGUUCUGCUCUUUAGUUUGAUCUCUCUGGUUAAGAGAUUGUUCUCUUUUUAUUUUUAAAUUCAACACACAAAACAUUUAAAACGUGGGUUAAAAACAUCCUGGAGAAAACUGGAAAUGUCAUGAAAAUUGUAGAUAGUUUUCAUACAAUUUUUUUUAAAUGUAUUUUUGCCUGUUUAGCCACAUUAGAUAUGGUUAAUGGAUAAAACUGUGUAUAUGGACAUGAAAGAGCAACAUUGACCUUUUUUUUAUAUCAAAGCCAAGAGCUUAUAUUUAUAAAAUAGGAAGAUUUAUUGUUUGAAAAGCACAGGCUGCCAGAUAUGUGGGGAGUCAGGGUUUGUUAGGAAAUAUGGUUCCAUUAAAACAAUUGUUCUUUUAAAUUUAAAAGAAAACUGCUUACAGAAAAUGGGAUUUUUUUUAUGAGCAAAUACUGUGGGAAGUAUAUUUCUAAGGAAAUGCUCAAAAGGAAGAAAAGAUUUUUAAUUUACAUGCUUGUUUUUGUAGACAUUGUGCCUUAUGUCUCCUGUUUUGAGAUAAAUUGCAAUAAUAUAGGUGCUCUAUUUGAAAUUUUUCACUAAAUCAGGACAAAUUUAAGCAUCCAGUUUGCAUGACUACUCACUUUCUAGCCAGGGUACUCUGGGUUUGUAGCUUUAAAAACAGUAGUUUUUUCAGGUCUGUGUCUUCUUGAUGAGUUGCCAUAUGUUGCACUACCCCAUUAGGGCAAUUGAGUUGAUUUCACAGAUGGAGAAACCCAAAUCCUACUUUUUUUUUUAGUGAAGGAUUAAAACGGUAAUACUGUCAUUAUAGCUCUUUCGCUGCUGCCGUCAUACAAUUUCAUGUAUGCCUCGUUCAGUUUGGGGCUAGCGAGGUUUAAUAUAAAUCUGCAGCAGCCUGGUAUGAAAAUGCCAGUCAGGAGCACCCAAGCAUGCAUUUCUUCAUGAUUGUACAUUAACAGUGACCAUUUGUAAACAUUCACUCUAUCAGAGUUAGAGUCUCCUAUAAACAAUGAUUCUAAACUGUCAGGCAACAGUUUUUAAUAAAAUAUAUAUAAAUAUACA
Micropterus salmoides (largemouth bass) is the source of this 6592-nucleotide messenger RNA. RefSeq names its product FYVE, RhoGEF and PH domain containing 6 (gene fgd6). The coding region runs from base 256 to 4092 and encodes 1278 amino acids. The record is from RefSeq and is a predicted model, not a curated record. Gene Ontology annotation, molecular function: guanyl-nucleotide exchange factor activity; metal ion binding. Lineage: Eukaryota; Metazoa; Chordata; Actinopteri; Centrarchiformes; Centrarchidae. The transcript has 21 exons. Gene Ontology annotation, cellular component: cytoplasm.